This is a messenger RNA of Laccaria bicolor S238N-H82, 1066 nucleotides long. RefSeq lists its product as uncharacterized. The transcript has 7 exons. The record is from RefSeq and is a predicted model, not a curated record. Gene Ontology annotation, cellular component: endoplasmic reticulum; membrane; endoplasmic reticulum-Golgi intermediate compartment. NCBI's taxonomy places the organism in Eukaryota, Fungi, Basidiomycota, Agaricomycetes, Agaricales, Hydnangiaceae. The coding region runs from base 5 to 937 and encodes 310 amino acids. Gene Ontology annotation, biological process: Golgi organization.
CACCAUGUCCUCAAGAAUCAGCAUCGCUCGCCCGCAGACAAACUCGUUCAACGUCGACCCCCAUGGGCUUUCCAACUCGGGGCGGUCUUCUGGAUACAGGGCUGCUAAUCCCGACGACCCGCUCGAGAAGAUCCGGGCGUUUAGCAAGAUUGUCGAGGACAACACCGAGAUUUACUCACAACCUUUAAAACCUCACCUGCCGGCGAUUGGUCGUUUCUUGAUUGUAGUGACAUUCUUGGAGGAUGCGUUGAGGAUUGUGACACAAUGGGGGGAUCAGAUUUGGUAUUUGCAACAACACCGACACUUUCCCUGGGGCAUCUCCCACAUUUUCCUCAUCAUUAACGUCCUAACCAUGCUCGCAGGCUCUUCGGCAAUCAUUCUCAAACGAUACACUGAAUACGCGGUGGGCGGUCUUUUGGCCGUUGUAAUCAUCCAAGGAUUUGGCUACGGGCUUAUAUUUGACCUCAACUUCUUCCUCCGCAACUUGAGCGUGAUCGGCGGUCUGUUUAUGGUGUUCAGUGACUCGAUGGUUUCCAGAAAAACUCUCUUCGCUGGUCUACCGACUAUCAGUGAGACGGACCGCAAGAAAUACUUCCUUCUUGCCGGCCGUGUUCUUCUCAUUUUCCUCUUCCUCGGCUUCAUUCUUCAAGGCGAAUGGAACAUCGUCCGUGUCCUUGUCUCUAUCGUUGGUCUCGCCGCUUGCGUCAUGGUUGCCGUUGGCUUCAAGGCCAAGUGGUCCGCUGCAUUCCUCGUCAUUGUCCUGAGUAUCUUCAACGUAUUUGCCAACAACUGGUGGGCCGUGCAUUCCGCACAUCCUACCCGCGAUUUCUUAAAAUACGAUUUCUUCCAAACUCUUUCUAUCGUUGGAGGCCUUAUUCUCCUCGUCAACAUGGGUCCUGGUGGACUUUCUGUGGACGAAAAGAAGAAAACUUAUUAGAGGUUGGGUCGCUAGGACCUUUCCUGCCACACCGCCCCAUCUUUUCGCAAGGUGUUGGAAACAUUCGAAGGUGUAUGUACGUACUAUUCACGGGCGAGCGAACGACGUCAAUCUACCCCCUUCGUGUGA